AUGAUCGGGAUAAAACGACAUGAAGCUCGGUUCAGUUGCGUAAGCGACUGGGCUCGAAGCAGGGCGCAGAAGUGUGCCCGUGAUCGAGAUGGGAACCUUACAGGUAACACCCGUCGCUGUAGUUCGCAAUGGUCCCACAUCGAUCCCAGCCAGCUUCACGUCGUUUUGAACCCUACAUCGACAGAGUUCCGAAGCGGCCUAGACUACCGUUGUGCUAAUUGUGGCUUCAAACCAGCUACAAGCUCUGAAAGUCCUGCUAGCAACUGUGGCAGGCUUGGUAACGUGUUCGCUCAACACUGCAUGAGGAUCGAUGGCUCAAAUCCAGUGGUUUAA
This is a messenger RNA of Necator americanus (New World hookworm), 333 nucleotides long. RefSeq lists its product as uncharacterized. The record is from RefSeq and is a predicted model, not a curated record. The transcript has a single exon. Lineage: Eukaryota; Metazoa; Nematoda; Chromadorea; Rhabditida; Ancylostomatidae. The coding region runs from base 1 to 333 and encodes 110 amino acids.